AUGGCGCUCGCCGGCUUCUCACAACCUCUGCAACCCGGUCGAAACAAGUUGAUCUGCGUAGAAGAUGACGCUCCAGAAAGUGUCAAAUCUAGGCCACCCAGUCCCAAAAGCGAGCACAGUGAUAGUGGCAACGCCAAAGCUAUACCAGGGAGCCCCCCCAAGCCGACAACUCCAGAAGCACCUCGGAAUAGCCCGACGAGGAGUAAAAUACGCUCUUCAAUGAAUUUGCUUACCAACUCCGAGACUAUGAAACAUAAACAUGAGAAUAAAAUCGAGGCAAUUUAUACGAUGCCGAUUGAUAACGACAUAGUCGAUGCUAGGGUAUAUGACCUUCUUGAGGGCCAAGAGCCGAAUUUCAAGGAAGGUGGACACGAAGAGGCACAAUCCUUUGUUAAGGCGGAGCUCAUCAAGAACAAAUCUAUUCCGUUCAAAUAUUGGCUUGAGCAGCCUUGUCCUUCACAUCGCAAUACGGGAGACCAGGUUGCACCUUGUGUGACCUUGAGGCGUGGCCUCCAUGACUACAUGAUGGAAACUAGUCCGGGAUAUGCGCAGCGGCAGGAGUUAAUGCGCGAAUUGGGAUUCGUUACUACAGGAGGAAGUUCGGCUUCUCAGUGUCUUCGAAUUGGUCACUUGGGUGCUGGCGAGCUUCCAGCGCACGCUUGGGGUGUAGAGAGCUUUCUCAAAACAGAGAUCCCGUCACCGUGGAGACAGCCUUGGUUUCCAGACCGUGGAUUAACAGUAUUUGAGCGGACAGUGCCAUCUGGGAAUACUGCAUCUGAGGAAGCUUUUCAAAAGGCUACAAAUUGGUUCCGUGAAUGCAACGACACCCAUGAAGAUUGCUCGGCUGGAGAGAUCUCAGAGAUGCCUGACCGAGUUCUCGACAUCGCUGCUAAAGACACUGCUUCCGGCGUCAAGUUGGUUCAAACGAAUGGUAGAAAGGCCAGAUACGCUUGUUUAAGCCAUCGGUGGGGGAAGGAAACAUCUCAAGCCACGAAGCAAAAUGUUGAAUCACUCUGCAACGAAGUGCCGUGGGACUACCUCUCGCCUACUUAUCAAGACUCGAUAACAUUUCUGCGAAAAUUCUCAAAAUGGCACCAAGACCAGUACGGGGAAGAGAUACGCUAUAUAUGGAUCGACAGCUUGUGCAUUAUACAAGACUCCAAGAGCGACUGGAAGAAACAUUCUCUCAAAAUGAGCGACAUAUAUUCCAACUCCUCCAUCACCCUAGUAGAGAGUCAUGGACUUCACACUGAGAAAAGAUUGUUCCAAGACUCUACUGCUAGGCGGGGUUCAAAAUCUGUAUCCAUUCAAGACGCAGAAGGCAAUCAUCAUGAGUUGCACUAUCGACACACCAUCUACCAUCCCACAUUCAUGGUCAAGGAUGAUGAUAUUCCAGUUUGGAAAAGAGCAUGGGUGUUUCAAGAGCGACUUUUGUCGCGCCGCCUUCUCAUUUUUGGGCCCGAUGAGCUUUCAUGGCAAUGCGCAAGUCACCACAAGUGCGAAUGUGGUCUCGAGCAACUCGAAACACAAAGUGAUAAACUCAUGAAAGAAUGGGAGGAUAACAUUCACAUUCCACUGCAUUCGGCAAGUAGCAGAAGAGAUAUGCAGCGCACGCUCGGCAACAAUCCCUCCCACAAGCAACUUCGAAAAGCCUGGAGACUCGUUGUUGAGGAAUAUUCGCGGCUUGACUACACGUACCGCAGCGAUACUCUGUUCGCCAUAGCAGGUCUUGCAAAGAACUUUAAUGCAAGAUUGGGCGGUAAAAAGUACUUCGCUGGCAUCUGGUACGACGAAUAUGAUGAGCUGCAAGGAGGUGAAGAGGGUGCAGACUGGGAGCCUCAAGCAGAAACAGCCUUGGACCUGUUAUGGAGGCUCGCAUAUUUUAAAGAUGCAGAGCGAGAGGAUCUUCCCGAACCCGCGGUUCCUAUAUCAUGGAGCUGGGCAUAUCCGGAAUGCGAAGUCAUCUACCCGUUUCAUGACGAUGAGGUGAUCAAUCAGUAUACUCUGGUGGCAUCAAUAGGAGGCGCUAUGAAUGUUCCCAAACUGCCUGACGAUCACGAUGAGCCGCGAGAUUGGGUGAUGGAUGACAUGUACACAGAGGUGCCUCCCUCUGCAAUUAUUCUCGCCGGUCCUCUCUGGAAGACGGAGGUUACUGCCGCGCCGCAUCUAUUUACGAUUAAAGAUACUGAGUAUCCGGAGUACACUUACUUCUUGGGGGCCAUGUCGGCCGAGAUUCUUCAAGAAAGCGCCGUCGGAAGACAGAUUCGCCAAACAAGACUUAUUAUCACACCCCCCAAAAAUGAGGGUGAGAGCAAUGAAUCUGCAGUCAACAAGAUGCCGCAACUUGUCUUUUACCCAGACAGCACGAAAACCGUCAUUACUGAAUCGCUCUACUGUCUGCCGAUGGCCAGUUUUAAGCGCCUGCCUAUCAAAGCCACUGUAAACGAGAAGGUCGUAUUUGCCGCCUUGGUACUGGAGCCAGUGGGGCACAAGGCAAAUACCGAGGGCUACGAUCCGGAUUUAUCGCAUAGAGAUCCUUCGGAAUUGGUCUUUCGGAGAGUUGGAUUGGCCUAUAUGACGGAUGGAGGCUGGGCCGAAGAGCAUGAUAAGAUGUUAGAAAAGAUGCCCGCCAACAUCGUGUACAUAGUUCAGUGA
Messenger RNA from Trichoderma harzianum CBS 226.95, 2655 nucleotides. RefSeq lists its product as hypothetical. NCBI's taxonomy places the organism in Eukaryota, Fungi, Ascomycota, Sordariomycetes, Hypocreales, Hypocreaceae. The transcript is spliced from 3 exons. The record is from RefSeq and is a predicted model, not a curated record. The coding region runs from base 1 to 2655 and encodes 884 amino acids.